Molecule: messenger RNA, 1797 nt
Organism: Sitodiplosis mosellana (orange wheat blossom midge)
Lineage: Eukaryota; Metazoa; Arthropoda; Insecta; Diptera; Cecidomyiidae
Product: forkhead box protein F2
Exons: 5
Coding region: 333-1559 (408 amino acids)
Biological process (GO): animal organ morphogenesis; regulation of transcription by RNA polymerase II
Cellular component (GO): nucleus
Molecular function (GO): DNA-binding transcription factor activity, RNA polymerase II-specific; RNA polymerase II cis-regulatory region sequence-specific DNA binding
Source: RefSeq, a predicted model, not a curated record
UCAAGCGAUACGGACGUCGAUUCCAAACCGUCAUAAGCAAAAUUCAUUCCUUAUUCGUGUGUUGUUCACAAACCAAGAGAAACUCAACGAUUGAUUUUACUUCGAUAUUUUUUCUUCCACAUGAAAUGUUAUUAAAAAUAAUUUUAAUCGUUUUCUUCUAACAAAAAAAUUGGUGAUGCAAAAAUAUUGAUACAAAAUCAGCAAAAUUGACACAAGAGAAAACUUAAAAAUCAAAAUCAUUUCAUGGAAGAUUCCUAAUUUUGACAAAGUGAAACAAAAAUUGUGCAUUUCCAAAGACUCAUUUUACUGUGAAUAAGCAAAUUACUACGAAAAUGAUCAAAACACAACCGAAUUUUGUUUCGAUCCGUGACCAAUUCUCAGUUAACUACGAACCUAGUCCCAAUGAACACGAUGUGAAGCCAAUUUUUGCAUCGAAUCCAUAUGGUGAAAGCUACAUCGAUCGCGAUCACAUGGACGUGAAGCCACAGCCCAACUGGCAGUACCCGGAUGAAAUACCAGUCAAAAUUGAAGAAAACCACAAUGUGAUUCGCUAUCCACAGUAUCCAAAAUAUUCACCGCAAAGUUUUGACACCAAGUAUUCCGUGCUACCACCGUUAAAUUCAACAUGUUUACCACCACCAAUCACCACCGAAUCCGUUCAUUCAAUGCCAACGUCGACGAUUCGAUACGGUGGCACAACGUUGCAGCAAAAGUUCAGCAAUAUGACAAUGCACCAAUCGGUACCACAAAUUGACGAUGCACCAUUGCGAUCAACGUUGGCUUCAGUGCCAUUGGUAACAACGAUAACAUCGACGACGAAGAGCACAACAUCAACGUCUACAUCGAAUUCGACAAACACCAGCUCAACUUCAUCGUCAAAUACAAACACAAAAACAGAAACAAAAAAGGGUGCUCGCCGUCCAGAAAAGCCGCCCAUCAGUUAUAUCAAUUUGAUCGCCAAAGCGAUUCGAUCAUCGCCAACCAAUCAACUCACCCUCAAUGAAAUCUACACAUUUUUGCAAAACGAGCAUCAAUUUUUUCGCAGCGACUACAUUGGAUGGAAGAAUUCCGUACGUCACAAUUUAUCGCUAAACGAAUGCUUCCUGAAAGUCAACAAAGAACAGAGCAAUGGAUUGGGCAAACCCGGAAAGGGUCACUUCUGGACGAUAGAUCCAAAAUCGAAUCAUGAAUUUCAAGAAGAAGGAAGUUUACGUCGACGCACUCGUGGCUUUCGUCGGCGCCAGCAAACAAAAUCAUACUCACAGCCGUACACCCAUUUCCCCGUUUACUGCGAUUAUCCCAACACUCGAACGGAUGAACGCAACGAAUUUCCGAAUUCAAAUUACUAUACAGAUCAAUACGCUCCAUAUGCACCACAAGGAUACCCACCGCACGGUGCCUACCAUUCGACCGACGCUUACCACUCAACUGAUGCCUCAGGUGCACCAAUGCAUGCUCCACGAUACACAUUCGAUACAUCAGCUUUCCCGUCGGCAUCGCUUCCGAUCUAUGAUCAAAAGUACCAUCAACCGCUGUACAAUGAAGGUGCCAAAUAUUAAAUUGAUUACAUAAAUAGAAGAAAAAAAACGAAUAACGAUUCGAACAAAGAACGAAGCCAAAACGAAAACAGACCAAGAAACCGCAGACCAUGCGAUAAAACAUACUCCAUUUUUAUGAAACUAUAGCAGUAAAUUAGAUUUUAAGUAACAACCAGAUUUGUAUGAAGCAUGAAGCUUGAAACUCAAAAACACUUUCAAAAUUAAUUGGGUGUUGACAUUUUUUUUUACAAAUAAAGAA